UCACACUCCAUAAACACUUUUAACUUCUUAUAUUCUCCAUACAUUUACUUUUUACAAUCGUCGCAGUAGGUUCCCCUAUUGUGAUAUCCAUUGCCAUAUCAAUUGCACAUCAUGGCAACUCAAUUUCCUACCAAGCGUUGUGGUAUGUCAACCCUCAAUAUAACCCUCCUCCCAGCCCAUACUCGCAUUUCCUUCCCUUCCAUUUCCGCUUCUUCAUAACAUGGGACAAACUAAUCUGUUCCAUAGGUGUACUUGGAUGUACCGGCUCUGUUGGCCAAAGAUUCAUUCUCCUCCUUGCCAAACAUCCGUAUUUUAAACUCCACGCCGUAGGAGCCUCUUCGCGAUCGGCAGGCAAGAAAUACAAAGACGCCGUCAAAUGGAAGCAAGCCUUCCCCAUGACCGCCGAGAUUGGUGAUCUAGUGGUCAAGGAAUGCAAAGCAACAGAAUUCGCAGAUUGUGAUAUUGUAUUCAGUGGAUUAGAUGCUGAUGUUGCUGGUGAUAUUGGUAUGAGCCUUCUCAACUGGAUUCACACCUCCUUGUCCCUCCCAGCAGUUCCAUUUGUGAGACGGCACGACGGUUUUGUAAAGGGUAAUGCUUACAUGGGAUGAAUAAUCUAGAAAUGGAAUUCAUGAAGUCUGAACUAGCCGUUUUCUCCAAUGCCAAAAACUACCGCCGCGAUCCAAUUGUCCCCCUCAUCGUCCCCACAGUCAACCUUCCCCAUUUCGAUCUCAUACCUCAUCAACGCCGUGCUCACUCCUUAAAGAAAGGUUUCCUUGUCUGCAAUUCCAACUGUGCCGUCAUCGGUAUAGUAAUCCCCUUCGCCGCCAUCCAAAAAGCUUUCGGAGAAGUCGACCAAGUGAGCGUGGUCACCAUGCAAGCUGUCAGCGGUGCCGGCUAUCCAGGAGUAAGCAGCAUGGAUAUUCUUGACAAUGUUGUCCCAUUCAUUUCUGGCGAGGAAGAUAAAUUAGAAACGGAAGCGCAAAAGAUUCUUGGAAAGGUUAAUCCGGGAAUUACUGGGUUUGAGGAUCAAUCCGACUUGAAGAUUUCGGCAGCCUGCAACAGAGUCGCGGUUCUAGAUGGUCAUAUGGCCUGUGUCUCUCUCCGCUUCAAGAAGCGUGAUGGACCUAAACCUACUGCUGAAGAGGUCAAGAAAGCUAUGAGAGAUUAUGUUAGUGAAGCUCAGACAUUAGGAUGUCCGUCUGCGCCGGAGCCAGCCAUUGCAGUCAUGGACGAGCCAGAUAGACCACAGCCAAGAUUAGAUCGCAAUACACAAAACGGAUACACAGUUAGCGUUGGAAGAGUUAGAGAAGAUGAUAGUGGGAUCUUUGAUAUUAAAUUCGUGGCUUUAAGUCAUAACAGUGAGUCUUCAUCCCGUUCUUCUCCUUACUGCAGUGCCCAAGGACUAACAUCAUUUAGCCGUUAUUGGGGCGGCUGGGUCUUCGAUAUUGAACGCUGAAGCGGCGGUCCUCAAGGGUUAUAUCUAAAAUCUAAGGAGGGAGGCAGGUUAUAUACCCAAAUGUUCUAGAAUACAGAAGUUACAUUUCCAAGGUGAAUAAGAAAUACCUGCUUCAUUUGAAACUUUAUUACCUCUC
Molecule: messenger RNA, 1592 nt
Organism: Sclerotinia trifoliorum
Lineage: Eukaryota; Fungi; Ascomycota; Leotiomycetes; Helotiales; Sclerotiniaceae
Source: the annotation of a GenBank genome assembly